This is a messenger RNA of Durusdinium trenchii, 222 nucleotides long. NCBI's taxonomy places the organism in Eukaryota, Dinophyceae, Suessiales, Symbiodiniaceae. The record is from the annotation of a GenBank genome assembly.
GACUCUUGGUGGCUGCACAUCGACUACUACUGGGAAAAGGCUGCUGAGGAUGCAACAUGGAAGAGUGUCAUCAACGAGGACUUGGCCAUGAAGUUUUUGCAGCGGACGGAUGUAGGCGAGCAGCUCAAUGAGGAGGGCAUUGAGUUCGUGAAGACACUUCCAUGUCCACCUGCUGGCGACGACGGCUCUAGGAAGCAUGGUCGUGGCCGUGGCCGAUCUUAG